Molecule: messenger RNA, 707 nt
Organism: Aphanomyces invadans
Lineage: Eukaryota; Oomycota; Saprolegniomycetes; Saprolegniales; Verrucalvaceae
Exons: 1
Coding region: 162-647 (161 amino acids)
Source: RefSeq, a predicted model, not a curated record
CGCUGGGUGUCCAAGGGCGGCGGUUGCCGGUUGAAGUAGGCUGCCGUGCGCCGCCCCACGUCGUCGGAGAACCAAACGGACGCGAUGGCGUGCCAUGCGAUCACUUUUCAACACGCGUCCACACGACCAAGACCCGCUCCCCCAACCGCUCUGCUACGAUCAUGGUGACAUCCAAUGCAAGCGACGCCGCCGUCAUGGCGUUCGCCCUCAAAUUUGUCAACUCGGCGCCCAAGGAAAAGCUCAUCGCGGAGCUCGACGUGUCCGACACAAUCGCGACAAAAAUCGUCGACCAGCGCGACUUUGGCGGGUACAAGACCCUCGACGACAUUUGUGAAAAGAAGCUCCUGCGCAAGAAGAAAUUCGUCGUGUUUCGCGACCGUCUGCUUGCGUAUUCCCGAGACAACAACCCAUCGGACAAACCGACCCUCGGCGAGGACGGCGACGAGAUGACCACGUCCAAGAAGGGAAAGAAGAAGGGGGCGGCGGGGUCUACAUCGAUAUCGUCCAAAGACGGCGCCGCGGCGCCACCCAAAAAACACUCGUUCGUCGAAACCGAGCCCCUCACGCUCCGGUUUGGGUACUUGAUCCAACGAGUGGACCCUCCCGCGGAUGUCGUCCACGACCCUGCGUCGGCCGAAGCGUACUAGCCAGCGCAGUCGAGGCAACGACGUGAAUGCAUCGCUUGUAACUUUAUAUCCAGCUCCUCC